AUGUCAGGGCUCGCCGCGUCGGCGUCCGCAGCUCCGUCGCUGUCCUCCUGGUCCUCGUUGGCGACCUCGCGCUUCACCCCGGUUGCAGGACCUGCUCCAAGUUUCAGAACGCAAGCUUGUGGAUUGAGGUGCUGGAUUGUUGCAAAGCUGAAACUCCAGAAGGCAUUGAAAAGGCAUCAUGGAUGUCAACUUCAAAGAAAUCUAGAUGCUCGAGGUCGAGGGAAUGAUAAAGUUCCAGAUUACUUGGGGGCUGCAUCUCUGACUGAAAAGAGAAGUCAUUGGAACAUGCAUCUUGCUUAUGAUUCUGGAGGUGAAAUGGCCAAUACAAGCUCUGAUACUUUGGAUAGUUCAGCUGAUCAGGAAAAAUCAGUGCCUCAGGGACACAUCCCCUCUGAAAUCAGUUCUCCUGUUCAGAAAGAAGAGUCUGCUGUGCCCAGAAGACACUCCAACAAUGAACCAUCUCUUUGCAUUGCUGUAAUUGGAGCUACCGGCGAGCUGGCAAGAACUAAAGUUUUUCCAGCACUAUUUGCUCUGUAUUACAGUGGUUUUCUUCCUCGGAAUGUUGGUAUAUUUGGGUAUUCUAGGAAGAAAUUAACAGAUGAGGGCUUAAGAUCUAUAAUUGAAGCCAAUUUGACCUGCCGGGUGGAUCACCAUGAAAAUUGUGAUGACAAGUUAAGUGAGUUCCUCAAGAGGACGUAUUAUGUAGAUGCUGGACAUGACAACAAAGAAGGGAUGGUUAGAUUAAAUUCUAGGAUGGCACAGAUAGAGGGCAUUGGUGCUGCAAACAGAAUAUUCUACCUUGCUGUUCCACAAGAGGCACUCCUUGAUGUAGCAUUGCCACUGGCUGACGGUGCCCAAACUAAGCAAGGCUGGAAUAGAAUAAUUAUCGAGAAACCAUUUGGCUUUACUGGUUUGUUCUCACAGCGGGUAACACAAUCUAUGCUGUCAAGAUUUGAGGAGAAGCAAAUUUACAGAAUUGACCACCUUCUGGGGAAGGAUCUGAUCGAAAAUCUUACUGUCUUGAGAUUUUCUAAUUUGGUGUUUGAACCUUUGUGGAGUCGAACUUACAUACGGAAUGUGCAGGUCGUUUUUUCUGAAGAAACAUCAAAUGAAAUACAAGGGAGGUACUUUGGAAAUUAUGGGAUAAUCCGUGACAUAGUUCACAGUCACAUUCUUCAAACAAUAGCUCUAUUUGCUAUGGAACCACCUGUAAGUCUUGAUGGAGAAGAUAUCCGAGAUGAAAAGGUGAAGGUUCUCAGAUCAAUUCGGAAAGUGGACCUUGAGGAUGUUGUUCUUGGUCAACUUAAAGAUACGUCUGGUAAAGUUGACAGAUACACAAAAUCCGUGACACCAACCUAUUUUGCCGCUGCUAUGUACAUUGACAAUGCACGCUGGGAUGGGGUGCCAUUUUUUAUCAGGACAGGCAUGGGGCUUAUGACGAAUAGAGCUGAAAUUCGAAUUCAGUUUCGCCAUGUCCCUGGUAAUAUCUACCGUGAACGUUUUGGCCAUGACAUAGAUCUUGACACAAACGAGCUGGUCCUACGCGAUCAACCUGAAGAAGCAAUCCUGUUGAAAGUCAACAACAAGGUCCCAGGGCUUGGUCUCCAACUGGAUGCUUCAGAACUGAACCUGCUUUACCGGGAUAGGUACAACACCGAGGUGGUACCAGAUUCAUAUGAACAUCUUCUCCUGGACGUGCUAGAUGGAGAUAGUCAUUUAUUCAUGCGCAGCGAUGAGCUGGCUGCUGCAUGGAACGUGCUGACUCCGAUAAUCCAUGAGAUCGAUCAGAACAGAGUAGCUCCUGAGCUCUACGAGGCUGGGGACAGAGGGCCUAUCAAUGCUUACUAUCUCGCUGCUAAACAUGGCGUGCGAUGGGAUGACGACUGGUGA
Molecule: messenger RNA, 1890 nt
Organism: Miscanthus lutarioriparius
Lineage: Eukaryota; Viridiplantae; Streptophyta; Magnoliopsida; Poales; Poaceae
Source: the annotation of a GenBank genome assembly